Durusdinium trenchii is the source of this 2040-nucleotide messenger RNA. The record is from the annotation of a GenBank genome assembly. Lineage: Eukaryota; Dinophyceae; Suessiales; Symbiodiniaceae.
UCCAGACGCUUCGCAAGUAAGGCCACUCCGACUCUGCGGUUGCACUGCGUGCUGGGUCCGUGGGUGCGUCGCUGGCCUGGAAGUACCGACCACGUGGCGACGCGUCCGCACUGAACAAGUGGAGAAUGACUGCAGGAGCCUUCGGAGCUUCCUAUCAUCCUGAUGGCGAGUUUGUCCUGCCCACCCGGAGGACAGCCUAUCCCACGCAAAUCCCAACUGCCCAGUGAAAUGUGGGCACGAUUGGCGGGAGAGUUCCCGAAGGGAUUUGACACUAUAGUUGACGAAUAUUGGAUGACGGGUUCUCGGUAGCGAAGGACGGAAAUGCGUGGUCUCUCUAUGGAUGCCUAGAAUUGCAUGCAGCUGUUUGGGCCGGGUGUAUUCUGGUAGACCAUUUGUCGAGGCCUAUCCAAGCAGGGAGGCUCGCAACUAGCACAAUACACAACGAUAAGUUCAAGUUUCCCUAAAAAUCUAGGAGCCAGAUGAAUAGUGCGGGAGCUAUCCUGCGUCCAGCUUAAGCUACUUACUAACUACCUACCUACCUACCUAUCUAGCUACUUCCUACCGCACCUCUAGCGGCCUACCCCCCCCUCAAAAACAAACUUGUAUGUAAUUUCUUUAUCCUGAUCUCUCCUGUGAGAAGAAUCACACCUAAGGCUUAGAGAAGAUCAGGUCGUGCAUCAGACUUUGCGAGAGCAAGCGCCCAUGGGCACAUGGGCGGAUAAGAACCUAGAUCGUCUCACAACAAGGUGCAAGCAGAACUACACUGGUAGGAGACCAGGUCCAGGGGCUGCUGAGUGAAAAGACUAGAUUCAAGAUGAGAUCUCUUACUGAUUGUUUUUGGCUCCAGUGACAGUACCCAAAGCCCCAGACAAAGAUUCGGCUGCUUAUAGCUGUCCAGUGCUUUUUGCCAUGCGCGUCCUUGCCUUGCUCGCACUCCUUGCCCCAGUCUCCGCCUUCGUGGCACCCGCGAGUGCUCGUCCCGAAGUUCAGAGUGAGCUGGCCCGUCCUUUGGCAAGCUAUGCACCUGAACCCUGGAAACCGCUGAGACUACCUCUUCGUGGACCUCCCUCAUGGCUGGUGCCAGCUUGGGCUAUGCCGCUGCAGCUGUGGCUGCCGCAGCGAAGGGCCGUGUGGCAAUGAAGGCGGAGAAGGCAGCGGUGGCCAGAACUCCAGUGGCCUACCCCAUUUUCACCUUCCGCUGGCUGGCCGUCCACGCUUUGGUGAUCCCCACCGUCUUUUUCCUUGGCGCGAUUAGCUCCAUGCAGUUCAUCCAGCGCUGAGCGCAGCGGUGGCCACAGGAUUUUUGGUGCCGAACGGGGCAGUGAAAAAGAAUGAGCAUCGCAGAGUCUACGUUCAGUCCCUUGUUAUUCAUGUUUCAGUUUCAAUUGAUUUUUGUGGACAGACCUGAAAAGUUUAGCAAUGAGCGUUGAGGAGGCCCUUGGUUAUCCCUGAUUACAUAGUUCUUGUGUCAGUUUUCAUCAAUGCCAUCAGGACUCAUUGAAAUACUCAGUUGGCUUUGCCAGACAGAGCUCUUACAUGUUUAUUGCGUCGUUUGGCUCCAGUGACAGUGCCCAAAGCCCCAGACAAAGAUUCGGCUGCUUAUCGCUGUCCAGUGCUUUUUGCCAUGCGUGUCCUUGCCUUGCUCGCACUCCUUGCCCCAGUCUCCGCCUUCGUGGCACCCGCGAGUGCUCGUCCCGAAGUUCAGAGUGAGCUGGCGCGUCCUUUGGCAAGCUAUGCACCGGAAACCGCUGAGACUACCUCCCCGUGGACCUCCCUCAUGGCUGGUGCCAGCUUGGGCUAUGCCGCUGCAGCCGUGGCUGCUGCAGCGAAGGGCCGUGUGGCAAUGAAGGCGGAGAAGGCAGCGGUGGCCAGAACUCCAGUGGCCUACCCCAUUUUCACCUUCCGCUGGCUGGCCGUCCACGCUUUGGUGAUCCCCACCGUCUUUUUCCUUGGCGCGAUUAGCUCCAUGCAGUUCAUCCAGCGCUGAGCACAGCGGUGGCCACAUGAUUUUUGGUGCCGAACGCGGGCCGAUGGGCAGAA